Messenger RNA from Durio zibethinus, 2532 nucleotides. RefSeq lists its product as uncharacterized. Gene Ontology annotation, cellular component: nucleolus. Gene Ontology annotation, molecular function: RNA binding. The record is from RefSeq and is a predicted model, not a curated record. Lineage: Eukaryota; Viridiplantae; Streptophyta; Magnoliopsida; Malvales; Malvaceae.
AUUUUGCAAGGCCCAUGCUUUUGUUUAACAAUGAACCAAGUUGUGUAAGACCAUGUUCGAGCUAUUUAUUCAUGGACUGGAAACCUUGUUGGUUUUAACCUCAACCUAGAAGAUCCAUUUGCCAUUAUUGUCCUUCUAGGGUUUUCAGUUCAAUCUCAGGCUUCCUCUCCUCAUCCCAAUAAUGAGAAAGAAGAAAUCGAAAGAACCAGAAACGCCGGUUGGAGGUGACACCGUUUCAUCUCAAUCUGAUAAUAUCUUCAAAACCAUCUUCGGCGACGUUUCGGAGUCAAAUCCCGCCGUUUCUUCCCUUUUCUCUGAUAGCAAUCCCUUCAAAAGAAAAACCCUAGAAUCCGUUGAAAGCCCUGAAAAAGUUGAUUCGUUGGGUUCAGAUACUGUUGAAUUAAAGCAGAGGAAGCGAAAGGAUAACGAGAAAAGUCAAAACCCUAGCUUGGGUUCAAUUGAAGAAGCAACAGAGAGUCACAAAGAGAAGACAGUGAAGACCCUAGAAAACCCAAAUAUGGGUUCUUUAUCAGGCAAUGUUGAAAGUUCAGAUUUUGACGCAAAAAUCUUAACAGGGCAAGAUGUGAAACGGAAGAAGAGGAAGAGGGAUGAGGUGGAAAAGGAAUAUGAGGAAAAGAAAUAUGGUUCGGUGGCAGUGGCGGUGGCAGCGGAGGAGGAGGUAGUUGUUGGGCAGAAGAGGAAGAAGGCAGAGGAUGAUGGGGUGGUUACUUUCGUUCCAAAAGAAGGGUUUGAUGAUGAGAGUAAACUUCUGAGGACUGUUUUUGUGGGAAAUUUGCCAAUUAAAGUGAAGAAGAAAGUGUUGAUAAAGGAGUUUAGUACGUUUGGAGAGAUUGAGUCUGUCAGAAUUCGAUCUGUUCCUCUCAAUGACACUAAGAAACCGCGAAAAGGAGCUAUAAUGUUGAAGCAAAUUAAUGAGAAAGCUGAUAGUGUUCAUGCAUACAUUGUUUUCAAAACAGAGCAAUCUGCUGAGGCAUCUUUGGCCCAUAACAUGGCUGUGGUCGCAGGAAAUCAUAUUCGUGUUGAUAGGGCAUGCCCACCAAGGAAAAAGUUGAAAGGGGAGAAUGCUCUUCUAUACGAUAACAAGAGGACUGUUUUUGUUGGUAAUCUCCCAUUUGAUGUGAAGGAUGAAGAAAUUUAUCAGCUAUUUUGUGGUAUCAAUAAUCUGGAGUCCAGCAUUGAAGCUGUUCGGGUUGUUAGAGAUCCUCAAUUUGGUGUUGGCAAGGGUAUUGCUUAUGUCUUGUUCAAAACAAGGGAAGCGGCAAAUGUGGUUGUAAGAAAACGAAUACUGAAGCUUAGGGAUAGAGAGCUUAGGCUUUCUCAUGCCAGACCUGAUGCCACCCCAUCUAAGAGAAAGAAUCCGUCAUCUUCUGGGACAAAUGGUACCCCAGCCAAGAAGUUGGCAUUGGAUUCAAUUACUCCUUCAACUAAUGGCAACAGAACAAACGCAAAAGCUUCUUUGUCAUACCAGGGCUUGCGUGCUAGCAAAUCAGGUGUCGAGAAGAAAGUUCAUUCAAAGGGCACUAGUGGCCCUUUAAAAAUGAAAGUUAAUGCUCAAAAAAGUGAGAAGCCAAAAGAGCGCACGACCAAAAGACCAGCUGUUGCCGCUAGAAAGGCCAAGGCAAAAGCACACAAGGAUGCUGGUGUUUCAAAACAAGGAGGUGUAAAACGCAAGCUGGACAGCUUGAGUCCUGGGAGCGCCCAUCAGAAGAAGAAAGCCAAAAGAUUUAGGUAGGAACAGAAGAAAGACUUUGUAUCAUACUUGAUAAAAAGGUCCAACCCGAUAGAAUUAUUGUACUAGUACUGAGAAGUUUCAAAAUAUCUGCACCCCUAUAACAAAGUGUUUGUUAAUCAGCCAGGCAUUCUAGCAAGGAUUGUUACUUGUUUUAUUCUUACAUCGUGUUAAUGCUUUUUCCUGUUUUUUCUAUUGCUUUGAAUAACAAAAGACUGAAAAUAAAAUGGAGAAACCCAGAAAGUGCUAAAAGCAAGUCUAUAAAUAUUUAUUUUGAUUAUAUGAUUCUCCUCAAGCGAAUUAAUGGAGAAUCUGUCCAUUUGCUGAAAUUUACGGUAAUGAAAAGAAAAUGCGAGAGAUUUCACAAUGGAGAUUUACCAAUGAUGCAUUGAAGAAUAUUAACAGGCUGCUUAAAGGCAUAUUCUUAAAGUCUUUUCUUUGAAGUCUUUUCCUCAAUGCAAAUCCUUAGACAAAAUUAGUAAGCAGGAAUUAUUUGUAACUUAAAAUAUAUUGUUUCUUAAGGUGAUGACGUGUUAGUUAAAUCUGCUUCCAAAGAUUUGCAAAUUGCGUGUGAAAUGAAACUCGUGUCUCUAAAAUUUUCUUAGCUUCAAAGCUAUGGACAUUAAACAGAUAACAGAUUGAAAUAACUAUCAGUAUCUUGUUCACAAAGCAAGGGAACCUUGCCAUUGACCUUCAAGGCAUUACAUUGAGGGAUGUUCCCUUUUUUUUUUGUUGGCACAAAUGAGUUGUAAAAUUUAAUACCGCAGGAAACAACAAACACU